CCGGCCCCGCCGCCCCGCGGGCACCCGGCCCCCGCGGGGGCGGCGGGCGGAGAAGCAAAACCGGGCUCCGGCAGGGACGCGGGGCCGGAGCCGGAGUCGCCUCCGCCAGGGCAAGGAAAUGACAGGUGGAAAUGAAUCCUGUAUUGCAGGACCGAUACCUAUGUCCUACUUAACUUGCCUGACUUACAUUCUGCAAGAAUGGACUGGCGUGGAGCAUAUUGGAGAUUAUCUGAGUUAUGCAUUCUACCUUGUAUGGGUGCUUUUUCCACUUGCAGUAGUUUUUAUACUUCCAGGAGUUAUUGUUGCCCUCUUCUACAUUUCCAUUCUUGUUCUUCAUAUUUAUAAAAGGAAGAAUGAACUAAAGGAAGCAUAUUCUCAUGAUGUUUGGAUUGGUGCAAGAGAAAUGUUGGCUACCCUGUGGGAUGGACAUGGAAGAAUAUGGCAUGGUUAUGAGCUUCACGGUAUCAAAAAUAUUCCUGAAGGACCAGGGCUUGUUGUGUUUUAUCAUGGAGCUACUCCUGUUGACUAUAUCUAUUUCAUGGCUAGACUUCACGUGACAACGAAGAGAAGCUGCCGCGUAGUAGCUGAUCAUUUCGUCUUUAGAUUACCAGGUUUUAAGAUAUUACUUGAUGUGCAUGGAGUUAUACCUGGUCCGAGAGAAGCUUGUGUCAGUACUCUGAAGGAGGGCCACCUGUUAGCUAUUGCCCCAGGAGGAGUUCGGGAAGCACUCUUUAGUGAUGAGAUGUACACUAUUUUGUGGAGUGAUCGGAAAGGCUUUGCUCAGGUGGCCAUUGAUGCAAAAGUGCCCAUCAUUCCUAUGUUUACACAAAAUGUUCGAGAAGGCUUUAGGACAUUAGGAGGAAUAAAAAUAUUUAGGUCACUAUAUGAACGUAUUAGAUUGCCAUUAGUUCCCCUGUAUGGUGGGUUUCCAGUCAAGCUACGUACAUUUAUUGGAGAACCCAUUCCAUAUGAUCCAAAUAUGACUGCUGAGGAACUAGCUGCAAAGGCAAAAGCAGCAGUCCAAGCUCUAAUAGAAAAACAUCAGAAAAUACCAGGAAAUAUAUUUAGGGCUUUAAUGGAACGAUUUCAAUCACAUAAGAAAGACGAUUAAGGUCUCCUGAACUUAAACUACUAUAAACUGCUAUUUAGGUAUAAUAUUCUUAAAGUCAUAUUUGCAAAUUAUUCAUUCUUCUAAUAAUAGGUUUUAAAUACUGUCCUAAAGAUACUGCUGUAUAAUGUAAGGUAGAAGUCACUUGCCCUUUCAUCUGUUCAAUAUCAAGCUCAGGAACCCAAACUUCAAAUCAUUCGUAAUGGAGCAAAGUUUAAUUUUUGAUAAAUGCAUUCCUACCUUAAAAGUAUGUGGGUCAUUGUUUUUUGUUGGUUUUGUUUGUUUGUUUGUUUGUUUUUCUUUUUCUUUUUUUUUUUUCCCCCAAAAUGACACUGAAAGCCUUUGUGUACAUGGUCUGUCCUUUUUUUGGUGCGUUGACAUCUCUCCCACCACCCCCUCCUCACCCGGAGGUGGAGUCUUACUGUUUAUCCUCAUUACUGUAAGUAGGGUUUUCAGGCCAGAUUAAUGCUGUACAACACGUAUGAAAACUUUCUUUAGGUUGUUACGCUCACACUGGUGGAAUACAGUUAACCUUUGGCCUGUAGAACCUCUAGCAAUGACUGCAAAACCUGUGCUGGGUGAGCUCAGAAAGAAUUUGGAGGAGUCAAAUUUGAACCCUGCAACACAGCUACUGUUUCAAGCUGUAUUGUCCCGUAUAUUUCUCAUUUGAUCUACAAAUUCUCUUUUGAAAGAUUGAGCCAAGCAUUUAAACGUCAAGAAGUGGAAAUGAGUAUACUGUUUUGUAUGAUGAGCUCACAAAGGUUUAUUUUGAAGGGAAGAAAAAGUGAUUACAACGCUCUCUAAACAUAGAAGUUCUUUUGAAAAACAGGAUAGACGUUCCCAAAUAGCCUUUAGAUCUAGUAUAUGGGUAAAGUGUUAAAAAUACAUAUUCUUCAAACAAGUUAUUUACAUAAGUUAUUAAAUCAGGGUUGAGACGGAAGUUCUGUAUACUUUUCUUAAGUGAAAACGAUUGAAUCAACAGGAAGGAGUUGCAGGAUUGGACUAUUGUGCACUUACAGCAAAUUGUAUUGCUAUAUUUUUUCUGAGCUAAAGCCUGUGCUUUUAUUUCCAAAUAGGAAAUAUCUGAAAUAUUUCUUCUGAUUUCCAGCAAGUUUAAUCUACAGUUCUUAAAUUAACAUUGGGGACCUUUUUUGGUUUUGGGAUGAGGACAGAUUCCUUAAGAAAAGACAAAAGAGGUUUUUGCUGUAUGACAUGGUCUCCUUUCAGUAUUGUUGGGCCUUGACCUUUUCUUGAAAAACCUCCAUGCACACCCUCCAUAAAAAACCCAACACCUAAAUUUUGAAGGAACAGUUGUAUUUGAUUUAGAAUCCAUUCUUCUCACCAUUUAAGCACAUGCUUUACUUUAUGCUCCUUUAAACGUUUAAAUUAGUGACAUUACAAUAAGUGCAUGUGGAUGAUGCCCUACGUUAGAAAAAUAUCACUUUCUGCAAAAGUGUCUAUCAGUUAUGGUUUACAAGAAGCAAAAAGCUUACUCAUGAUGUUAUUUUAUAUCAAAAGCAUCUUAUGUGGUGUUAAAUUGAAUUUUUUAAAGCUCUGGAAAUAAUCAUGUUAUACAGAAGCAAAUGCCCAUUCUAAAGUUUUUUAAAUGACUUGGGUUUUACUUGAAGGCAAGAUUGUGUUCUUUUUAAUUUAUUGGUAUGUGUUUAAAAAAUAUUAAUGCAAUAUGUCAUUAAAAAUGAUAAUGCCAAAUUCCUGCAUUGGAAUAUAAAUUAAGUAUGACCUUUUUUUUAACUGUCCACCUUGAAGAAAAUGUGCAUCAGUCUAUAUUGUGAACAUCUCAAAGGCAGCUGAACAUAUUUUGUGUUGAGGUUGAAUAUAUCUGUAAAAGAAAACUCAGUCUAAAAAGUUCUGUUAGAAACGAACAGACAUUUCCUAUCAGAGAUUUUGUAAAAUUUAUUUUACUAAAUAUGUGGGCUGUUUGCUGCAGUUUUGUCCCUUUAAGUAUUGAAAGA
Molecule: messenger RNA, 3081 nt
Organism: Myiozetetes cayanensis
Lineage: Eukaryota; Metazoa; Chordata; Aves; Passeriformes; Tyrannidae
Product: transmembrane protein 68-like
Exons: 7
Coding region: 119-1111 (330 amino acids)
Cellular component (GO): membrane
Molecular function (GO): acyltransferase activity
Source: RefSeq, a predicted model, not a curated record